GGCCAAGUUUCUUGUAACUUCCUUUUGAGCCCUCACAUUUGCAAUCAUGGGUAGGUUUUUUCUCACGUGUUGCUAAAAAAAUGUCCAAAAGUGUUUUUCGAUGAUAAAUGUAUGCUAUAAUUUUUAUGAGCUAUUAAAAGAAAGAUAGUAACAUUCUAUAAACAUACCAAUAUGAUCCGGGAAAGCGGUUGCCAAAAGAAAAUGGUAACACUGGUGUGGAAAGAAAAAAAAACCUUUUGUCGAUAAGACUAAAAGAGUAAAAUUGUGUUCUCUAGGCUAGAAAAAGUGUAUUGUAUACUAAUAAAAUCAGGGUUUUAUGAAAUGCUACUGGGCCUUUGGGAUACUAUCCAAUAGUAUAUUAUUUCUCUAAGUGACGUUAGGCCUAAACAUUUAUCAAAUAUAAUUUACAGGGUUGUGCCUGGCUAACUGCUAAUGCUGAAUUUUUCCAGCAUCACAUUUAUUUUGCUAUACUGAAUACUGUAGUAAACUAUUAUACAUUAUACAAUACUAAUACUAUUCUCUUAUUCUGGUUACCCUACUUUGUCCGUGUGACUCUGGGUAACUUGGACUUAUCACUUCAUGGUGCAGCUAUUUGAAUUGGUCUUGGUGGCAUUACUUAAGAAUUAACUUUCCCUAGAAUAGUCAAUGACAAUAUUAGUAGGUAGUUCGGUAAGAUCCGGGAAGUGCCGAAAACCGGGUAUCGUGAUUUCGUUGUCAAAAUGGCGACCUCCACUUUUUAAUUUACAGAGAGUCACGUUGUUUACGACUUUUUAACUAUAUAUAGCCCAGCAUGUUAAUUCUAUUUCCGCCCACAACUUAGAGUAGACAUGUUGUGUUAUGAUUAGACACUUGAGUCCCUCAAAAAAUUUUGGGGCUUCACUUUGAAAAUUGAAGGUAAAAUAACGCAAUUUUUACUCAUUCAUAUUUUUUGUGUGGAAAGGAACCUUUCUUUGAAUUUAAAGGACUAUAUAAUAUAAAUAAUGGCAUUAACUACAACAUAUCCAAGACCUGUUAAUUUAGGCCCAUCAGUUUGGUCAGAAAUUUCCUCGGAAAUUUUAUUCACGUGUGUCCCAAAAUUACCUAUUAUCGUUAAUAUUCGUUGCUAUGGUAAAUAACCUGAUUUACUCUGGAAAUCCAGCCUAUUACCCCCUAAUAACUUAUUUAGAAAUAAAAAUAAAAUAAUUAAUAAAACAAAUACAUAUUUUUAAUAUGAUUUGAUGCUUUUAUUGAGGGAUAUUAGGUUAAAAAAGCCUAAUUAAUUACAAUUCAUAGUUAACUAUUAGUUUUAUAUACUGUUUUAUAUGUAUACUAUUAACUAUAUAUAUACAUAUACUAUAUACAUAUAUGUAUAUAUAGAGGCCUAGAAUAGUAUUACUAUUAAUAAUAGUAUUAUAAGUGUAGGCCUAUCCCCCCCCCCCAAUAAUUAUUUGUAGGACCCAUUAUUCAUAUGUAAUGAUAUAUAUAGUGAUUCUUAAGGCAUAAAUUAAGUAAAAAUGUACAAAAAAUAUUCACUUACCUUUGGUAUUGAAAUAUCCUAUAUUUAAUCACAUAUCACACUAUUCCAAAAGAGAAUUAUUAUAUAAUCCUCAGUAUUCUCAAAGAAAAAAACACACUUUCUGCCACAAUAAUCCAAGAAUUACAUGAGAUAUUACUAAAAUUUAAUAAUAAAACAUUGUAAUAACCUCAAGCAAAUAACUAGAACUUAUUUAAAAUUCUAUCAACAGCCAAAGUUGAUUCUUACAAGAAAUGUUGAUCUGUGAAACAACUUUACUAACUUAAAAUAAAUGACAUUACUAUUUUUUGUCAUAUUCACACAUUCAUAUGGUAUGGGACUAAAAUACAUUAUAUAGAAAAUGGUAAAAUAAAAAGUGUAAUAGUCAAUUUUAACUUAUUGAAACAAAUAAUCCCUUUAUUAUUAGUAUAUACUUAUAAAUUUUAAACAAUUCCACAGAAAAUUUUAAAUUAAUAUCUUAAGAAUAUUUUAUUAUUAUUAUGAAUUUUGGGAAAUUGAAAAAAAAUUUUAUACAUAAUUAAUUAAUUAAUUACGAAUAAGUGACGAGUCAGCAUAUUUUAUAUAUUUUUAAUAGGAAAAUAAUAAAGAUUUUAAAAAUAAUUUUUGCGGAAUAUUGACAAAAACUAACUUAUAUUUUGUGGUUUUAUUUAGAAGUACUCUAAUUAAAAUAUGUUCCCUGUAAAUAUUAUAUUUUUGUGUCAUUUUAUAAUAAAGUUAUAGGCCUUAAAAAAAAAUCAAAAUGAGGGUCACGAAAUGUGGAGGAAAAUCCCAUAGUAAAAAAGUGCCUUUGAGGUCCCUACUAAAAAAUUCAUAACUUUUGAACCACUUGAGCUAGAAAGUUGAUCUUGGUGUUUUUGUAAUCUAUUCUCCAGGCUCUAUACAGCUGUAGUAUUUUUAUAUUUUUAAAAAUGUUUUGAAAUUUUAAUCAAAGUGCCUAAUAUUAGAUACUUUGGUCAAAAAUGUAAACAUUUUGUAAAAAUAAACCAAUGGAACAGUUCAAUAGAGCUAAUUUUUUACACAAUUUUAACACCAAAAUAAUAUUUUUAGCUGUUGUAGUUUUAAAUUUAUGAAUUUUUUAAAUACGACUUGGUUUGUCCUUUUUUAACAUGGACUGCAUCUCCACAUUCUGUGACCUCAUUCCGCUGAUCGCGUCAUGCGCAAUGACUUGAUAGUUUAUAUAAGGCAACGCAUUCCCUUAUCACUAAAAUACUGUUUAGGGUCGACUUAUUUUAAACUUUCAACUUUGGCACAUGAAUAAUUAAUAAAAUCUUUCCCUGACCAAUGGUUUAAUAGUUUUUUAACAUGGCAAACUCUUAUGACUUAUGGAAACUCUGAGAUAGUACUACGAUAUAGCCGUUAUGCAAGUGGCUGUGAAUGUUUGCCAAUGGCAACAUGUUGGACACGGAAAAUUCUGAUCAUUUAUAAUAUGGACUCUACAGGGUUUUUAAAGCUCAAAUUAAACAUUCCAGUUUAAAUGUCUUCAAAAUGCAUUCUGAAGCACAAGUUAAAAUAACUGUAUCGUAGUACUACCUCAGAGUUUCAUUCAUAAGAGUUUGCCGUGUGCAAAAACUAUUAAGGGGUUAACUACCUUCAUUUUCAUUUUCUAAAUUAUUAACAUUUUAACAUGUUUAAAGUUUUUAUAUUAUGUAUAUGGGCUUAGAUAAGUAAAAUAUGGUGGACAAAUUUAAUUAUUUAAAAAAAAAUUUCCUUCAGCGGAGCAUAUUUGGGGUCGAGGUGGUAAAAUCAUGGGAACCUUAGGAAAGGUUUUAUAUAAAAGCCACAGCAGCUACAGGUCUCAAAUUUUGCAUUUAAUUAGCCAUAAGCCUACUAAAUAUGAUAACAUUGAGACUUUGGGUAAAAAGAUAGCCAAUUUUUUUUUUUCAUGUCCUUUUGGUGCUGUUUAGUUUUUGUUUGGCCGCGCAACUUUUUCUUUAAAAAUAUCACUUUCAAUAAAAAUAUUUUUUUUCCAUGAUCAUUUUUAACCUAAACGGCUCUGUCACUAUAAUCUUAAGCCAUAUUUAAACAAGUAUACACAAUUUCAAAACAAUUGAACAGGUAGAUUUUGAGAAAAAUGAAGCCUAACAUUUAGUAUACCUUAAAAAUUUUAUUUUGAGAAAAACAGAAAAUAAACUCUUUUUGGAAGAAAUUUAAGUCUUAUUCAUAAUGUAAGCAAAUAAAUUUCAUCUUAUUCAAUAUAAAAAUCAUUGGGCAUGUUAAUAAGCAAAAAACAAAUGUAAACCUGUGGAAAAUAAAUUUUCAGUGACAAAUAUACAACACCCUCCCCGCGGCAAAAUUUUUUUUUUUUUUUUAAAUUUCCAAAAAAAAUUACUUUGCAUACCAAAAACAUUAUUUCAACAUUAUCAUUAUGAUUUAAAAAUAGCAUACUACAUAAUUUAUAAAAAUUGGAAGAUAUAUUUUUUAAUUUAUUAGUAGACGACAUAAAAAAAUCAGCCCCUUCAAGUAUUUCUUGCGGCCACCCUUACUCUAACUCAACUCUGCAUUUCUUUUUCUGCAGCUAUUUUUUAAACCUCCUUCCAAAUACUUCAUUAUUUUCUAGUGACCUCUGGGCUUUAUAGAUGCAGAAACUGUCCCUUGUAUUUCCAAGUAGAUGGGUCUGCAAAUGGUGCAGCCACAGCCUGUCUGUUUAGAGUGUGGACACUUUCAAAUUUUUUCUCAGUUUUUACCGCUUCGCAGGUUGCACAAAAAAAACAGCAAAUAUACUGCAAGUCUACAGUUUUUAUUUCUCAUCCUGUAGAAGGUGAAGAGACUAAGUACUGCAAGAGGCACAUUGCAGUCCAGUAUAGCAAACUUUAAAUAGCAACAUAGAUUGUUGGCGAAGGUGAAUCGCUGGGGCUGUCGGUGGCAGCAAAAAAAAAGCCAAGUUCAUGCUUUCAUGCAUACCCGGCAAAAUGACUGUCCCUGUCCCAAAAUGACUCGGGUUGUAUAUCCUGAAUAUCUGCUACAGAGUGGUUGUCCAACUGGCAGGGAGGGGACAAAGCGAUGGUUGAGAGUUCAUUCUUCUUCGACUUGGCCGCUCUUGCCAUAGUUGUCGAUGUCUCUUCAGCUUAGAUCUUGAAGCAGUACUCUUUGUCAAUUCUUUAGUUGGAGGCAUAACACUGAAGAAAUAGCAAUAGAGAAAUAAAAAAAUUGUCAAUAAAAAUAAAACAAUAUCAUAAACAAAGCAACUGGUAUGUCAAAAAAAGUUGCAAGAAUGAACACACGUACCUGUAAUUGAAAAUAACCAAAUAUUAUUAUUAUAAAUAGAACAUUUUUAAUUUAGUAAGCCCAAUAAGAACUAAAUAGGUACAGUGCCUGUAUAUUGUAAAAUAGAUCCAGUCAUUAUCAAUAGUCCUAUAUAGCCUAUAAAUAUUUCAAAUGUGUCUCCCCAUGUGGUGUAUGAGUAUAUGAGAUGCACUAUCACUAGUACUAGUACUAUUUUUAGUAUAGUAUUAUGGUAUGAUUACAAUUACAAUUAAUUAUAGUAUAGUGUAGCCUACCAGAAGUAAAUCGUUAAACUAUUAUUAAAAUAUUUUAGUAUUACUAUAUAAUAUGUACAUUUAGUUUGUAAUGAGAGUACAACAGGUCUAAUGUUUGUAAUACACAGUUCACGUGUGACUUGACUAAGUUUACUGACUCGGUCUAGCAGUGGCGUCCUAAGACUAGACCACAAAAUUACCAAUGAACGAAAUAAUAAUACCGAAUUCAAUUAUAAAAAUAUCAUAUACAAAUUAAUCUUACCUUAUUUUAUGAAAUCAAUUGAAAAAUAAUCAAAUCCUAAAACAGUAAAGCAAAUUUUCACUUCGAAUCGACGAAAAAGACAUUCUCUUUGUUUACACGUCGUCAGGGGAAAAUGUGGAAGGUCACGGCUUCCGUAUAGGAAAAUGGCGGACAUGGACCAAUCAAAAUGCAGAGAAUUGUUUAUAGCUACGAAUUGGCCAAUCAUCUACUUUUGUGUACACGUGAUACACAUGGUUUUUACGUGAAUGGUUAUUUUUAGAUAAAUUAGUCAUCGGAAUGGCAUUCUUUAUGCGGUGAUAAGCUUUCUAACGAUACCAAACAUGAUAGAAUCGAACCGGGGGUUUCCGCGCAAUCAAGUGUUGAAAAAUAGGUCAUUUGGGGUUAGGUGUGAACAAAAACAUAGACCCCCAACCCCUUCAAAUCACAAUUAUUAUAUUAAAAUUAAUUAAUUUCAUAAUUUUUACUUUAUUUAAUGAUAAUAAAGAUAUUAAUCUAACAGAAAAUCCAAGUUUUGAAGAAUCGAUAUUUUUUUCAAAUUUCCAUUAUUUUGUGACCCGUGGAUCCCCUUAAACCAUUGGUCAGGGAAAGCUUUAAUUAAUUAUUCAUGUGCCAAAGUUGAAAGUUUAAACUAAGUCUAAACAGUAUUUUAGUGAUAAGGCAGGGAAUGCGUUGCCUUAUAUAAACUAUAUAGUCCUUGCGCAUGACGGGAUUGGCGGAAUGAGAUCACAGAAUGUGGAGAUGCAGUCCAUGUUAAAAAAUGACAAACCAAGUCGUACUUUAAAAAUUCAUAACUUUAAAACUAUAACGGCUAAAAAUAUGAUUUUGGUGUUAUAAUUCUUUAAAAAAUUACAUCUUUUCAACUAUGCCAUUGGUUUAUUUUUACAAAAAGUUUAAAUUUUCUUAUCAAAGUCCCUACACUAUUGGCCACUAUUAGCGGUGCUGACUCUAGCCUCUGGUAUGUACGGAAUCAAAAAGUUUAAAUUUUCUUAUCAAAGUCCCUACACUAUUGGCCACUAUUAGCGGUGCUGACUCUAGCCUCUGGUAUGUACGGAAUAUUAAACAUUAAACAAGCUCAACGCUCGAAACAAUCGAUUAAUGUAUCGUGAUCGUGUGGAAUUCGGGAAAGAGAAUUACUUUUAUUUCAGAUUAUGAUCCGGUGAGUCACAAAAUCUGUCAAAUUCCGAAAUCCGGUAUAUUCCGGAAUCCGGUUGUUCCGGAUACAUGUAAAUCCGGCGGAACCGGAUUUCACCGGAUAGUGCAAAAUCCGGCGGAACCGGAUUCCGGACCGGACUCCGGCACACCCCUAAUUUUCUUUCUAAGUAUCGUCAAUUUCCACCAUUAAAAGGGCAAGCCAUGUUAAAAUUGGGCUGAGCGACGUUAUGGUGAUUUGGGUCAUGGGGACAAGCGUAGCGAACGUCGGACACGACCUACAUCAAUGAGAAUUGGCACAUUUAGGUACUUGGGUAAACCAGUUUUCUGCUAGUGUCAAAUAAUUGCAGAGUGACGUGCCCCUUGUUCAACUUUUUGUCCACUUCAAAAUGUAAACAUUGCAUAUGCAUUGGGAAAAAAUGUGUUUUGUGGAUGUUUCUUUUUUAAAUAGGUAGUGUGAUACAUCAUUUUAAAGAGAAUUGGAAGCUGAAUAAUACUGUGUCUUCAGAUUUUUAAUCACGAUUGAAAAACAAAAAUAUAUAUCCAGUUGAAUUAAGCUAAGUGUACUAUUUAAUAUCUCGCAGAGACUCCACCAGACUCGAUUUUCAUGAUAACCACUGUUUAGAGCAUCCAAUUAUCUGUAAGAAUGGGGAAAUUAAAAGUCCCCCCAACCUACCCCAACGAUUUUAUUAAAUUUUCAAAACAGUCACCACAUGGUUGUUUCCUCCCUGGGUAUCAUUUUCAAGAUGGCCGAAUCCACCUCAGCAAAUCAUUUUUAAAUCUUAAGUAAUCUGAUUAAUAAACAAUGUUAAAAGCACUAUUUUAAGUUAUAUGAGGUUAAUAUUAUUAACAAAGAAGACAUAUGAAUAGAUAUUAAAUUGUAUUUCUUUAUUUAAAUAGUGAAACUUCCACUCCCAUAUAACAGGCCUUUAAGGGAGUUUGGUCUAAGCUACCUGACACAUUUGUAGCAUGGAAAUAUGAAGAAAAGUAUAUUUUAUCUUCAUAAUAGAUUUAAAAUUAAGAUUUGUUUAUUAUGUAGAUGAAUUGAUACUUUGAAAUGAUUCACGCACACAAAAAUUACUUUGUUGUAUUUUUUUAAAGGCCUAUCCAAUGACAUUGACAUCAUAAUGUUAAUCAUAUUAGCAAUUUGUAGGCAAAAGUUGAGAAUUGGCAUACAAACACAAAUUUGGUAUCAAUGAAUUUCAUUUUUCAGGCCCUAUCUUACCAACUAGCUCUUAAAGCUAUAAAUUCAUUUUGAAAAUUUUACCCAAGUACCUAAUAGUAUACUUCAAUAUCUCAUGCUUUUCACGGUUUAAUUUGAAAGACCGUUUCUUUUUAUUUCACAAAAAAUUUUGUAUGGGAAGAUGCCUUAUAUAUACCAAAGAUUUUCAAAAUAAAAGUCGACUGAAAAAGCAAAUAGCUGGAUGGAAAUUUAGGCCAAGAUGCCUACAAAAAUAUAAGGCUGGAAACGGAACCCAAAUAUAUGUCGAAAGUACUCAUUUAAUAAUAGACACAUCGGAAAAUUAAAAACUCAAACUUUUUGGCGCCAAUGCCCAUUUCCGAUACAAAUUUUGAAGUAGCCUCCCUUGCUUUACAGCAGUAUCUACAGAAGGGGUCAAAAUCUGCAUUUAUUUUUUGUGGGAGAUAUUUGUAACAAUUUGUAUUAGUAUUAAUAAUUGCGUAUGCCACCUAUGGUGGAAGAGAGUGCCCGUUAUAUUAUAGUCUAUACCUCGGCUUUAGUGGCCCCAGUCCCAGAUAUGCAACAAGACUGUCUGCAAAUUGAAUAACGCAAAACUAUUUAAUAAACAAAAAUAUGCUUUACUUUAGACAUUCUUAAGGCUUAGGUGUAACUGCAUGCAGCAUGCCUACUCAUUUAGUUACUUUGGUUAAAAAAAAAUACAAAAUAAUUUUUUUAAUAUUAGUUAUUUAGAGCAAAUUUCAAAUACAAAAAUGAAAAAUAAGCUUUUCAGCUUAAGUACUUUUUGAGCUACGAAUUUUCAAAGUGUGAGUUUGUUUGGUAUAUUUUACUAUGAAUGAAACCUCUAUAACUUGUGACCUCAUUCCGCUGAUCUCGCCAUGCACAAUGACUAAAUAGUAACUAAUAAUUAAAUAUUUCCAAAUUAUCAGCAUCUUCCGCCAUUAAAAACACCCAUGCCAUGUCCAAAUUAGGCUGAACGACCUUAUGGUAAUGCGGGUCAAGGGGACAAGCCUCUGAUACGACCUACACCGAGAAUUGGCACACAUAUACAACAACAUUCAGUGCUUUCACGAUUUAAUUCUUUGAAUUUCACGAAAAAUUUGUAUGCGUAGAUGCCUCAUAAAUACCAAAGAUUUUCAAAAUGAAGGUCGAUUAAAAAAAGCAAAAUACCUGGAUGGAAAUGUAGGCCAAUAUGUCUAGUCUUCCAAAGUGAAAAGGUGGAAGGGGAACCCAAGUAGAUGUCAAAAGUACUCAUAUAUUAAUGAAUUGUCACUCACAUUAAGCAAUUAAAAAGUCUGAUUUUACUGCGCCGACGCCCAUUUCCGAUACAAAUUAUGAAGUGGUCUCCCUUGCUUUACCGGCCGAAGUACAUACCAAUGGUGCUGAAUUAAUAUUUCUGAUAAUUGCUUGACAUACAGCGUUUCCAUUAAACCGUAUGGCGAAUUCUCAUAUCCCUCCUUCUUAUUUUAGGGAAGCCUAUGGGAUUACACACAGCUCGCAAGAUGAAAGACCACCGUAGAGAGCAGAGGUGGCAUGAUAAGGAAUACAAGAAAGCUCACUUGGGUACUCGCUGGAAGGCUAAUCCAUUCCAAGGUUCUUCCCACGCAAAGGGAAUUGUUUUGGAAAAAGUGUAAGUACAAUGAAGCUUAAUAUCUACCAUGCUUAGUCUAAACUCUCAUAAGACAUGAAUACUUAAAAUCAUAAUUAUAUUGUUAUUUAGCUUCAAUACCUGGUUUCAAGUCGCAGCUUAAUAUUGAUAUAUUUUUGCAAAAUAUCAUUUUUAUUAGUCUAGAUUACUGCAUUUUUUAUUAUAUUGACAUUUUAUGACAAGGGCAGAAUUUUACCAUUUCUUGUUUGGCAAAUAUGGCAAUUAACUGAAAGGUAUUAAAAUUAUAUGCAUUUGAUGCGUACAGCCAAGUUUAAUUAUUUUGCAGUGCUGUCCUCUGAUGUACCAUAUCACAACAGACUGACCAUAAAUUUUGUUUGCUUUACAAUAUCUUAAAACUUUUUUUGUAAUUAUUUUAUCUAGUGGUGUGGAAGCUAAGCAGCCAAACUCUGCCAUUCGCAAGUGUGUCAGGGUACAACUCAUCAAGAACGGCAAGAAAAUCACAGCAUUUGUCCCCAAUGACGGUUGUCUUAAUUUCAUUGAGGUUUGUAAAUUGCUUUUUUGCUGUAUGUCAUAUUAAGAUAUUCAUAUUAUGCUAAAAUACAAUUUAAUUUAUCUGGGUUGUGCCAUAGAAAAAUUACUUGUAACAUAUAUAAAAGUAAUGGAUGUUAUUUUUUUUAUUGUCUGUUAAACUCAUAUGUUGUCUCACAUUCUUAACAUUUUAUAAUUAGGUGGGUAUCAUCAUUUGUCACUCAUCAAUUCUAUUUUUGUUUUAGCCUUUAGUUUACAUAUAUAAGUGGUUGAUGUGUUUGUGGGUUUAGCCUACAUAUGAGUUGUUGUCAUAUGAAUAUUAGUUGUCAUAUGAUUAGGAGUUGUUGUGCUUGUUGAUUUCAGUCCCAUUUUACAGUAUGGUGUUACUAAGGUUUCCCACCAGUUUCUAUAUUCUGCACCCCUACCAGUUGUCACACUACCUACUAAAGUAAGAGUGCAAUUCAAAAUUGGGGAGAUGUUAGAAUUGAAUUUUUGUUUUGUUUUAUUACAAAGAGAUCACAAAUUCAUUGCAGGAAAACGAUGAAGUGUUAGUUGCUGGAUUUGGUCGCAAAGGUCACGCUGUGGGUGAUAUUCCUGGUGUACGUUUCAAGAUUGUGAAGGUUGCCAAUGUGUCACUCCUUGCAUUAUUUAAGGGAAAGAAAGAGCGUCCUCGUUCUUAAAUGUUCGUAAAUAAAUGAAUAAGAACUAAUAUUAUGUCUUGACUUGUGUUUGAUUUGUUAUCUGGUCUUAGUGUUUACAGAUGAUUUAAAUGACACAGAAUUCUGAAUUAAAAUGUAUUUUUUAACCAUGGAAGAAACUGUCAACUAAAAGAAUAGGUAAAAAUAUAUAACUUCACAUUAAGCUGCUAAUCUGUGAUAACAAGGUUGGUGCUGGACUAAGAGUUACAUCUCUUGGCAUGGUACUGUGUCUGGGCUCUGAAAAUUACCAAAGAAAUAUUUUAAAGAAGCAGCUACGGUAUUAGUAGUAGUAGUAGUAGUACAAACUGGGAGAAACUGUAUUUUUGGCAAUUUUGUUUUUUGAGUUAAAUAAUUAGUCCCAUUAUUACUGCUAGUGCUAUACAAAUGUAAUUACUGUGUAGUAUAAAGCUGGCCAAAAAGUUUACAAAGUAUCAGUUAAGACAAAUUUUACUGCUUUUUUUUUCUUUCUAAUUAGAUUCUAAGUGGCUAUUUGUACUUGGGUACCAGAAGUGAGAGGUUGGGAUUAAAAAACGAUUCAAAAUAUUAUUAUUGUUGAGUUUGUAAGACAAAAGACAAAAUGAGGUAUCAAAUGAAAUAUUGAAUGGAC
Lymnaea stagnalis (great pond snail) is the source of this 11040-nucleotide messenger RNA. NCBI's taxonomy places the organism in Eukaryota, Metazoa, Mollusca, Gastropoda, Lymnaeidae. The record is from the annotation of a GenBank genome assembly.